AUGGCGGCGGCUGCAAGACUCCUGCUAAAGAGUGUUAGCUCAAAGGCUACCCUCACCGGUGUGAAUGGUAGCGUGCACAAUAGUUUUGGGAUAGCGCUUCUUAAAUUAUCCCCGAACUGCACCGUCACGCCGAAAACACAAAAAAGACAUGCAGCGCAUUUCACCUAUCAGCCUGACCCCGUACCAACUAACUAUGGUCCUACUCAGAAGAUGAACUUAUUCCAAUCAGUUACAAGUGCCUUGGACAACACCCUUGCCAGUGACCCCACUGCAGUCAUUUUUGGGGAAGACGUUGCCUUUGGUGGAGUAUUCCGAUGCACAGUUGGUCUCAGAGACAAAUAUGGGAAAGAUCGCGUGUUUAACACUCCCUUGUGUGAGCAGGGCAUUGUGGGCUUUGGGAUCGGUGUCGCCGUCGCUGGAGCGACAGCCAUCGCCGAGAUCCAGUUCGCCGACUACAUCUUCCCGGCGUUCGAUCAGAUUGUAAACGAGGCAGCCAAAUACAGGUACCGCUCGGGCAACCUGUUCGACUGCGGGAACCUUACGAUCAGAGCACCGUGGGGUUGCGUUGGACACGGCUCCCUCUACCAUUCCCAGAGUCCAGAGGCCUUUUUUGCCCACUGUCCAGGGAUUAAGAUUGUAGUACCCAGAGGACCAGUUCAGGCCAAAGGAUUGCUUCUCUCCUGCAUCGCUGACAAGAAUCCCUGCAUAUUCUUUGAGCCUAAAAUCCUGUACAGGGCUGCAGUGGAACAAGUCCCCACGGAGCCGUACAGUAUCCCACUCUCGCAGGCCGAGGUCUUGGAGGAAGGCAGUGAUGUCACGAUGGUUGCCUGGGGAACCCAGGUUCACGUUUUGAGGGAAGUUGCUGCGAUGGCGCGUGAGAAACUCGGCGUGUCCUGCGAGCUAAUUGACCUGCAAACAAUUUUACCCUGGGACACAGAGACUGUUUGUAAGUCUGUGGUGAAGACAGGCCGUCUGCUGAUCAGCCAUGAGGCUCCGGUAACAGGAGGUUUUGCUGCAGAGAUCAGCGCCACGGUGCAGGAGGAGUGCUUCCUCAAUCUUGAGGCUCCAAUCACAAGAAUUUGCGGUUAUGACACACCCUUUCCUCACAUCUACGAACCUUUCUACAUCCCCGACAAGUGGAAGUGCUUUGACGCCGUCAAAAGGAUGAUCAACUACUGAUUCUCAGGACAUGAGGACCUUGAACCAGUCCUGUCAGAGAUCUCUUCAUCAUCCAACCAAUCAGGUUGCUGCCUCUAGAAAGGACCUUGCAUAAACAGACUGUUACCUCUCACAGACAUGGACGAUAACCACAGACAACAUCAGCCAUCAGCUGAGCUGAAUUCAGUUCUCGAAACACUAACGUAUAUCUUUGAUGGAUGCUCUGCCGUUAUAGCUAUUAGCAGAUUUUGUCUCUCUCUCUUCCAGAUAACUGUGUCAACACAUUUGUGGGGGGGGUUUUUUCCCUUUGUUUGCUGUCUUUAUUCUCCUUAGCUGAGGUAUGUGUGGUUUGUAAGUAAAUUAAACUGAUUGGCUUUGCUGUGAAA
Messenger RNA from Chanos chanos (milkfish), 1544 nucleotides. It is a transcript of the gene bckdhb, whose product is annotated as branched chain keto acid dehydrogenase E1 subunit beta. NCBI's taxonomy places the organism in Eukaryota, Metazoa, Chordata, Actinopteri, Gonorynchiformes, Chanidae. The coding region runs from base 1 to 1179 and encodes 392 amino acids. The record is from RefSeq and is a predicted model, not a curated record. The transcript has 11 exons. Gene Ontology annotation, biological process: response to nutrient; branched-chain amino acid catabolic process. Gene Ontology annotation, cellular component: oxoglutarate dehydrogenase complex.